Messenger RNA from Meira miltonrushii, 912 nucleotides. RefSeq names its product Diaminopimelate epimerase-like protein. Gene Ontology annotation, biological process: biosynthetic process. Gene Ontology annotation, cellular component: cytoplasm. The record is from RefSeq and is a predicted model, not a curated record. Gene Ontology annotation, molecular function: isomerase activity. Bases 1 to 912 code for a protein of 303 amino acids. NCBI's taxonomy places the organism in Eukaryota, Fungi, Basidiomycota, Exobasidiomycetes, Exobasidiales, Brachybasidiaceae. The transcript is spliced from 2 exons.
AUGAGUACUUCAACAUUACCAUUCUAUCAAGUAGACGUAUUCUCUUCUGAACCAUACAAAGGCAAUCCAGUCGCAGUAACGAUCAUUGAAGAUGAAAGCAUAGCAGAAAGAUUACAAGAUGGUGAUCAUAUGGCACGUUUUGCAAGAUGGACAAAUCUGUCAGAAACAACAUUCAUACUACCACCAACAAAACAAGAUGAACCAGAAGUAGAUUAUACAUUACGAAUCUUUACACCAGGGAUGGAGUUACCUUUUGCAGGUCAUCCUACUUUGGGAAGCUGCAGGGCAUGGCUAGAACAUGGAGGCAAACCCAAACAAGCUGGAGUGGUGGUACAAAAGUGUGGAUUAGGAUUGAUCUACAUUCGCAUCUCUGAAGAUGGUCAAUUGCUAUCAUUCUCCACGCCUCCACUACGUAAAUCUGGACCGGCAUCUUUGCAAGAAAUCACACCUUUCCUCAAAGCGAUGGAUUUACCGGCAGAAGAUGUUUUGGAAGCAGAAUGGAUCGUAAAUGGACCGGAAUGGUGUGCACUGCGAUUGCGUGAUGCAAAAGCAGUCUUGAAUGUAAACGUGUCCGAUCCCAGUGCAGCCGGGAAAGGUAUGUGGGGUAUCUUGGGUUCUUAUAAGCCUGGCCAACAUCCUGACGGCGCUACAUUAGAAGUGAGAACAUUUGCACCGGGAGAUGGUAUACUUGAGGAUCCAGUUACGGGAAGCUUUAGCGCCGGUCUUGGAGAAUGGUUCAGGAAUACGAAACCUGCCGAGGCGGUAAAAGAUGAUAGAUUAUCAUUCAUUGUUGCACAAGGAACAUGCUUAGAUCGAUCUGGAAGGUUGUACAUCAAACAGGAAGAUGACGGAAAGAUUUGGGUUGGUGGUCGUACACUCGUUUGCAUCAAGGGCAAUGUUGUACUGCCGUGA